Messenger RNA from Pseudozyma flocculosa PF-1, 1044 nucleotides. RefSeq lists its product as uncharacterized. Lineage: Eukaryota; Fungi; Basidiomycota; Ustilaginomycetes; Ustilaginales; Ustilaginaceae. The transcript has 2 exons. The record is from RefSeq and is a predicted model, not a curated record. The coding region runs from base 1 to 1044 and encodes 347 amino acids.
AUGCGCCUCCCGCAACCGUCGAUCGUACUCCUGCUUGCCGUUGUCGGCGGGCUUUUUGCGCUUCCCGCCGAGGCGCCGCCGCCGUUUCCGAAUCGAGGAUGGGCAAACGCCGAGCACGACCUUGUUGGCUACUAUGACGACCUCGGAGACAUUGCCGACCUUCCCCUGCUCUCUGACUUCCAGCAGCCGACAGCACAGUCGAGCGCCUCCCAAGCCGCUGCCGCUGUGCCGCUCUCGCAUCAGCCUCCCGCAGGCUACGGCCACUGGCAGCCUGCUGUCGACCCGUCGUACCACCGAUUCGAUGCCUACGCCCCUACGAACGAUGCCCUUGGUCUGUCGGCCUACCACCCGAUGAAUCAUGCCUACUCGCAAGCUGAUGUAGGCCCUUCGCACUACCAGCGCGCUCACCCAGACUACGGACAAGCAGCAGACCACUCGUACUUCCACGGCACACCUGCCCCUUGGAGCGCCGAUGUCGAGGGCCCCGAGGGAGCGAGAUCGGCCCACUCGCAAACGAUGCCGUCCUCGCCGCCGCCGGACGAAGUGUCAUCGACAACGGCACACGACCAUGACCCGACCUCGCAUCAGGACGAUGAGCAGCCCCUAACCGUCGACACCUGGAUCCCCGCCCACCUGAUCCGCCGAGCCGCGCUCCAUCCCGCGUUUGGAGACUCGGUGCUCUUCGAGGCCGUCCAGACCGGGCUCAAGGAGCGACUGCGCCCGUCCCGCGUCGUUCUCGCGGUGCGCCGGCGUGUGGCACCGCGUGUGAGGCGCAAGGAGCAGGACGUCUGGCUCUUCCGCAACCUCGAGACGCCCACGCACACCGUUAUCUUCUUCCGCGACCUGGUGCUGCGCGCCUUUCUGCAGGAGCACCAGCUUGCCCACAUCCGCACCUUUACCGCCUUCGCUAUUCCCCGUCGAUCCACCCACAACAUGGUUUUCGUCGGCCAGGUUCACGUCAAUGAGGUCGUGUCAGGCAAGCAAGAACCCAGAGGCCGGAUUGAGGCCGUUCCUGGCACAAGCACGUGGGCUGUUCGAAGCUGA